Messenger RNA from Spea bombifrons (plains spadefoot toad), 985 nucleotides. RefSeq names its product ribonuclease P/MRP subunit p25 like (gene RPP25L). Gene Ontology annotation, molecular function: RNA binding. The record is from RefSeq and is a predicted model, not a curated record. Bases 150 to 707 code for a protein of 185 amino acids. Gene Ontology annotation, cellular component: ribonuclease MRP complex. Lineage: Eukaryota; Metazoa; Chordata; Amphibia; Anura; Pelobatidae. The transcript has 2 exons. Gene Ontology annotation, biological process: tRNA 5'-leader removal.
UCGGGAGGCUGCGUCAUUGUAAGAUGGCGGCUCGGUGAGUGCCAUGAGUUUGGGGAAGCGGGAGCUCAGCGGCCGGUUGUGCGGUGUCAUUAGGAGCUCGCGCUGCCCUGUAGCCCGGGGCAGUUACAGGGGGCCUCAGUGACCCCGCGAUGGAGAAUUACAAGAAGGUGAAGACUGUGGAGAAGGAGCUGGCGGCUCCCGUCCAGGGGCUGCCGGCCGACGUCAUCGAGAUGAAGGUGAAGGACGGCAGCAAGAUCCGAAACUUAAUGGGCUUUGCUGUAGGCAAGAUGGAGAGCGAGAGCGUGCGGCAGAUCGCGUUCAGCGGCUCCGGGAAGGCUCUCGGCAAGACGAUCACGUGUGUGGAGAUCAUGAAGAGGAGGCUGAAGGACCUGCACCAGAUCACAAAGAUCUGCUUCCGGCAGACGGAGGAAAUCUGGGAGCCGAUCGUUCCCGAGGUGGGCCUCGACCCGCUGACGGUGAAAAGGAACAGCCCGGCUAUAUUCGUCCUGCUCAGUAAAGACCCUCUGGAUGCCGCUGAGCCGGGAUACCAGGCCCCCGGGAGCUACGAGGCUCAGUGGAUCCAGGAACUCAAGGAAGAGUCGAAGGGGCAGAAGAAGAGGAAGCCGGGGCCAGGCAGGGGAGGCUUAAGUGGUAGGAAGCAGCCCCGGCCCCCCGGUGGCCGCCAAGACGCACCUAAGAAAACGUAACACAGAAGCAGACUUUUUUUUUUCAUAUACAAAAAGAAAAUAAAGCCGGUGGAACUGAAGCGUUAAACGGCUCUGCGGCCCCCCGGACCGGAUCACCGGCUCGGAUCGUAUACGGAAAGAAUAAACAGGUCGUUAAAUUCAUAUCGAGGCCUUUCCCUUGGGUUGGAAUAACGAGGAAAGCGCUGGGUGCGGACUUCAGGGGGGCCGGGGGGUUACGCCGUCACCAGGACUCAUUAAAAAAAAUGAAAUAAAUGCCCGAUAUGCUGAAAACGCCUGAA